UUACCAUCCAAAUAAAAUAUCUGUCACAAAAUUUCAUGUUAAAAAAUGUCCAAGGGAUUGGAAGUGGGCACCAAAUCCUCCGAGUCUUCGGAAAGCGAUGAAAGCAACGAAUAUACUAUCGCAUCUACUAAUGACUCAUUCAGCCUGGCGAACACCAAACCAAAAUCCAAGUUCAACGAGAUCGAAAGUGCCAUGAUAAAUUCCGUUCUGGAGGAGACCAUCUUCAAACUGAUCAUCGUCAACAUGGAAGAAGACCACGGAAGCACCCCCAUCGCCAAGAAGCCCCCGAUGCACGUGCGGUUCGAUCCGUCCUACAAGAGCAGGAUGCCCAACGAAAAUCAAGCGAUCGACGUAGCGAUGGGAAUGAUGAUUCUGGUCAAGUUGAAAAAUGACAUAUCAAAUUUAAGGAAGCUACUUUCCGAUACACACGUUGAAAUGGCAGAAUAUGGUUCCUUUGAGACGCUACAUACCUUUAUGGACAACGACAUUCAAAGUGAGAAAGAGGAACAUCAGCUCAUUCGGGAUAGUAUUUUGAAUGAGAAGAGGCUAAAGGCCCUGCAAUCGCAGCUCGAUGGCGAGACGAGGGAGAGGAAAUCUAUGCUGAAGCAACUGAACGAUGAAAUAUUUGAUUUGGAAACGAGGGCUCAGGACACUCAAGUGGAAAACGAAGUCAAGUCUAGACUGGUACAGAAAUGGGAAAACACUCGUCACGAACAGGCUAGAAUAGUCAUCGAAGGAAAGGAGAACGGUUUGAUCAAGACAUCCAAGGAUACCAGAGAUAACAUCGAGAGAGAACUGCGACUUAGAAGUGAAAUUGAUGUCUACAUCAACUAUUGCAUCGACCAAAUAAACGAUAAAAUUUCCUUUUGGACGGACAAGUAUCAGCGCGAAAUCAAGGCGUUUGACCAGGAUAUCACCCGUCACAAGGAGCACAUUGCCGAGCUGAAGGUCAAGUACGAGGAAAUGGUUAUCCUGUACAAACAUCGCGAGAAGGAGAUCAAGAUAUGCGCCGAGUCCCGCAAGGAACGGGAGAAGCAAAAGGCUUUUGCCAACAAACAGCACCGGUCGGCAAUUAUGAUUCAGGCCUGGUGGCGUGGCACCAUGGUACGCAAGGGUUUGGGCCCGUUCAAGAAAAAGAAGAAAUCGAAACCUCCGAAAGCGUCGAAGAAGGGUGUAAAGAAGGGCAAAUAGAUUCGAUAUGACUGUGUGCGGUAAGGCAGGAUUUCUUUUUCAUUCUACGAUUUAAGGGUGUGUGACAGCAGGGGAGUGUGGAUUUUCUAUUGUUUUAUUAAAAAAGUGUGUACUCAGCGCUAACACAGUUCAAUACAUUUUUUUUUUUUAUAGAAUAAAAGUGUUCAGAUCUCUACGACGACAAGCGAGACAAUGCUGAUUCUGCGCCGCUUGUUUGUCCGAUUUCGAAUGCAAUACGCGCGAUCAAUAUACAAUAUAUAGCUUUGAUUACCCUUCAAAUCAAUGUAAAAUUCUACUCUUUCGUUUCAAAUAUAAAUAAUUUCUUUGUUCUCCGCGCGCGCGCAGUUCUCGCAAUAUAUAGUUAUAGAAAAUAAUUUAAUAAAUAUCUUGUCUACCAAUGUUGUGUAUGAUUCGCCUUUUUCAUGUCUUCAAAAAAGAGAAAUCGUAAACCAAACUUGCAUCAAUCAAGUGGAGAUUUGAUUUGCGUCCAAUUGACUGCUAGGGUGAACCGUAAAAGCGCUUCCAGUAGUUUGGAAGUCAUUUCUCAGUGUAGGUGUGCUUUUCUGAUUACAUUUGUUGUAAUUAGGCCAUGUGUUCAAUCAUGGUAUACCAAGGAGUAACGAUUUCUAUCAUCGAUACGAUUUAUAACACCAUAGAUUGAACCAGUAGCGAGUAUCCUAAUUCAAAAUAUAAUAUGUUUGGGUAAACUUGGUUCACCCUAGUGAUCCUAGGGGCGCAUUUUAUUAGUUUUGUAAUUAUGACAGUACCAUCGAAAACAACAUAUCAAUAAAACUGGCCACUAUUACGCUUUCGUAUGUAAACGCUAAAAUACUGACACAUUUACAUUCCGCUGACUAGUGCUCAAAACUGCGAUUAAUUAACUGAAUAUUGACUAAAUUGAAUUGAUUCACUUUAAUCGGUCUGGAGAGAGCGAAAACUGGAACAUGGAACACAGGUUCUAUUUGUUGGUAAUGAUGUGUAAAUUGCAGUUUUUGGCACCAGUGCACACCAGUAUAAGCCCUGAAGGCAGUUCAUAUCGAAAAUGUCAUCCUCAACAAAGAGGGUUGAAUACUAGUUUUGCUCAUAUUUGUGGUUCGAUAUUUGCACAAGUGCAGCGCUUCUGUAUUUGACCAUUGCAUUCUUACAGAGCUGCCAGUCUGCUUGCUAUGUUGUCUUCGAUAAUAUGCAGUUUUCGAUUUAAUUUUUGCUUACAGAAUGGCGUUACAUCUUUGUUUUAACCAUGCGUCAACCAACGGAAACAACUAUAAGUAGUUUUGAAAUUGUAUAGGUAAAUCACAAUGUCGUUCAUUAACAGUGUUGUAGUGUCAUUGGAAUUAUCGAGUUCAUAAGAUUGAGCCACAUAUUUGACUGCGUUUGCAUGGAUCUGAUCUAUGGAUAUAUAUAUAUAUUUGGUUAUGUUUUGUAACAGUCAGAUAUUGUAGCGAUAUUCUAUUAGAGUUUAAGGGGAAAGGUAGACCAAAUUAGAAUUAGAGGAAGUCGCUGCAGUAUGUAUACGGUUAGAGCGAGACUAUUUUAGGUUCUGUGGUUUGUUCUUUUAUAUUGUCUUUAAGAAUAGCGUUUUGUUUGUGUUCAGAUGUUUCGAAAAAUAUUUUGCCAAAAACCACAGAGCUUUUACGAUGCUUUGUGUACGGGAUACAACUGUCGCCAUUUAUCCACUAUACCAAAUGGUAGGUCCUUUUUAAAAUUAUGAGUAUGCAGAACCUAAUAUAAGCUUCUACUGCUCCAGAAA
Molecule: messenger RNA, 2941 nt
Organism: Ochlerotatus camptorhynchus
Lineage: Eukaryota; Metazoa; Arthropoda; Insecta; Diptera; Culicidae
Product: dynein regulatory complex protein 9
Exons: 6
Coding region: 46-1191 (381 amino acids)
Biological process (GO): cilium organization
Cellular component (GO): cytoplasm; motile cilium
Molecular function (GO): protein binding
Source: RefSeq, a predicted model, not a curated record